GUCGUCCAAUCCACGGCUCGGCAACCGUGGAAGGUGGCGAACCUUGUGUGUUCGGGCUCGUUAGCUCUUCACAUGUGAAUAGAUUGGACUGCCGCGCAGUUUGUGAGCCAAACAUGGACCUGAGGGAAGUUUGAGCUGGAUUGUCAUUUUCCCCAUUUACUUGUGUUGAAUUUGACUGCGCAUCAGCGACUGAUAUAAGAAACUUGGACAAGAAAGGGAGUGGGAGAGGAUGACAGGGAGCAAAGUGCCCCAUUCUGGGAUUCAAACCUGGGCUGGCUGUGUUGAGGAGCUGUAGCUUCUGUAAAUGUGGCGGCGGCUCUACCAGACACCAUGAUCCGGCUGGAGGAGGAUAAUUCUGCACCCCCAGUAGACAGCAUGAACACCGAAAGGCACUCUGCUGAAAGAAUAUGCCAGAACAUUACAAUGAGCUCCAACAGUACAGACCCUGGUCUCCUCCUGACUGCCAUUCCCUCGGCCAAAGCCUACCCACAAUCCAACGUGCUCCAUCGAGGAGAAACCGCAGGAGCCCCCUUGUUGGCCCCUAAUGUGGAUCCUGUUGAUGAUAAUUCAUCUUUCACCAGCAAACUCUUUAACCAAUCUUCACAAAAUGGGACUGAAAUGCCAAGCCUUGGCCCUCUGGGUGGCCACCAUGUGUGGCAAGUUGUCCUCAUUGUCUUACUGACAGGCACAUUGUCACUGGUCACCAUCAUUGGUAACAUUUUGGUAGUGGUGUCCUUCAAGGUUAAUCGCCAGCUAAAGACAGUCAACAACUACUUCCUUUUGAGCUUAGCUGUGGCUGAUCUCAUCAUAGGUGUGAUCUCCAUGAACCUUUAUACAACUUAUCUUAUAAUGGGCUACUGGGCUAUGGGCAACUGGGCCUGUGACCUUUGGCUCGCUAUUGACUAUGUUGCAAGCAAUGCGUCAGUUAUGAAUCUACUGGUCAUCAGCUUUGACCGCUACUUUUCAGUCACCAGGCCUUUAACUUACAGGGCCAAACGGACCACAAAGCGCGCUGGAAUCAUGAUAGGCUUAGCCUGGUUUGUUUCUCUUGUUCUCUGGGCCCCAGCUAUUCUCUUGUGGCAAUAUUUUGUAGGUACAAGAACUGUGCCCCCAAAUCACUGCUAUAUUCAGUUCCUCACAGAGCCUGUAAUCACCUUCUGCACAGCCAUGGCAGCUUUCUACCUGCCUGUGACGAUAAUGAGUGUUCUCUACUGGCGUAUUUACAAAGAGACCCAGAAUCGCUCAAAAGAGUUAGCCGGGUUGCAGGGUUCAGAGGCCCGUGGUGGGAUAGGGGGACAAAGAGGGAAUGUAGAGGGUGAGAGAGCCCGUUUUGUACAUCAGACAGGAAGUUCAAGAAGUUGCAGUAGCUAUGAGUUGACCAGGUUGUCUAAGAAAAAGACCACAUGUCAAGAGCUGGUUGGGCGCUUCCACUGUUGGCCUGGGGUUCGUUCCUGGAGACCUGGUAGUAUCCGACAGGGAGAUGGCGAUGCAGACCAGAGCAGCAGUGACAGCUGGAACAACAAUGAUGCUGCUGUGUCUUUGGACCACUCUGGGUCCUCAGAGGAUGAGGACUGUGGGGGAAGAGAGAUGAUUUCCCAGAGUCAUGCUAUCUUUUCCAUUGUUCUUAGCCUCCCUGGAAUUAAGGCUGCUGUGAACUCUCAGCUCACCUCGUGUGAGGAUCUGGAUGCAGCAUCAGAGGAGGAUCCCUUAAGGGGAGCUGAGUAUAACCGAGACAACUUGUCAACAGUCACCACCGACACCACUGCCACCAUUACAGCUGAGGGAACAAACAGUAAGGAAAAUAGCUACCACCAACGCUUCUGCACACGCAAGACUCAGUCAAUGUCUACUAUCCAAACUAACUCUAACCAAGGGUUUCUAGAUGGUACACCAGCUACCACUGCCUCUGAUUGCACUCCCACCAGCACAGCCACCAAGUCCCCCUCUGUCCCAAUGUCUUUCAAAGAAGCAGCUAUGGCAAAGCGCUUUGCAGCCCGAGCUCGAACUCAGAUCACUAAGAGGAAGCGUAUGUCCUUAGUGAAGGAGAAAAAAGCUGCUCAAACUCUCAGCGCUAUUCUCUUAGCUUUCAUCAUCACAUGGACACCUUACAACAUCAUGGUGCUGGUCAAUGCCUUUUGCAAAGUUUGCAUCCCAGAGACCCUGUGGGCAGUAGGAUACUGGCUGUGCUAUGUCAACAGUACAGUCAACCCAAUGUGUUACGCACUGUGCAACAAAACUUUCCGUACAACCUUUAAGAUGAUACUGCUAUGCCGAUGGGACCAGAAAAAAAGGAGGAAGCAGCAGUUCCAGCAGAGGCAGUCGGUGGUCUUCCACAGGAGCAUUCCCAGGGAAUCCACGUAAAUGACUGAAAGGUUGGAUAGUUUAUCACAGAAUUUGAAGAUUAAACACAGGACAAGGAAAAAAGAAAGAAGCCUCCAGGUAGUUGUUUCUGUGGAGUUUCUUUGCCUGUCCUUCACGGCUGUGAUGUUUGAACACAGCAAACCUAUGUGGUGGUGUUGCAGUAUGUGAUUGUGUCGGUGCAUUCAUUUAGCAAAAGGUGUAUAUGUGUGUGAAGGUUUGCCUAAGGUGAGGUCUAGAGAUGAAAGCUUUGCCUUUCUCCUCAGAGAAAAUCUUUACCAAGAAAAGAAAAAAUGAACUGAGUGGAAAAUAAUUGUAAAGGGCUUUUAAAAUGCAUUGCAGGAGAAAUACUGAAGUGCAAUUGACACAAAUAGAAAGCAUGUCUAUGUCACUGGGUUGGGGAAUCACAUUUCUUAUCAUUUCCCUCUGUGGGUAGCUAGAUUUGUAAUGUGCAGAGUGGUUUUGCAUUUUAAACAGAACUAUCUAUCUGUAAUAUGAUACUGAAAGCCAAGGUAAAACCAAUUUUGUGUUCACAGGCUUCCACAUUUUACUGAUUUGCAGUGACAUCUUCUUGAUUGGCAUGUGAUUUUAACUUUUGUGGAUUACCUUUGUACGUUAUACAUGGAUAUAGCUUUCCUGUGUCUAAUGGAAUAUAAACUGUUCUUGGGUUGUUACUCUUGGUCAACACAGAUCUGUUAUUUUUGUGAUAUUCAUCUUUGGUUUUCUUGGUAUUCCAGAGAUUUUGAGCCAGUCUGAAAAUUAUUCUUUUGAUGAACUUUUGAUGAACAUGUGAAUAUUCUGUGUGCCACCACAGUCAGUAAACUGCUGUUGUGCUCAAUGUGAUUGUUGUGGUUUUAUGGUGGAGACAAUAAGUACAUUGGCUGUGUUUUAUGUACUUGCAGUUUUCUGUCAAAAGUAACAAUUAUACAGUGAUGAUAUUCUCUUUAUGUAUAUUUGGAUAUUUCAGACUUGAGACACAAUGAUUGAUUGCACACACAACGAUGUCCAUUUUUAAAAGAAUAUUUGAUUUUUCACUAACUCUUAAAUUCCUACAACUGACUCAUGUAAGGAACUUUUUAUAAAAGGCCCACCACCUAACAUAUAGAAGAACAACGGCAGCCUCUAGUGGCUGAGAGAAAGACCUGUUACCCAGAAUACUGUGUAUCAUCAUCUAACUGCAGUGCCAAUAUCCUAAAUGAAAAAUGACAAUUUGCAUCACAAUUGUGCAUCAGUUAUUCAUGCUCUGAAGGUGUUUAGUUCAAUGAAAUGGCUCAAACAUGUAGGUCAUGUUAAAAAAGAACAGCCGCAAUCAUUGACUGUAUCCUAUUUAUGAUUUAACUUUUUUUUCUUAUGGUUUCUUGAAGAAGUACUUCCUUGAAAUUGUUAUUAAGCUUUGCAGCAUAUGAUUUGUAUAUAUUGUCGGCACCUAUUUUGGUAUUAAGUAUCAUCAGGUUUUCUUAUACAUACAGUUGGUAAACUCCACACACCAAUAAACAAUAGUCAACAUUAACAUGAAAAAUGUAUUUGAAUUUGUAUUUUAAUGCACAUUAUGUUGUUUUUGUCUAAUGCAGAGGUUCUUUUUUUUCUUCGUUGCUGAAUUCAAAUUUUUCUUUCAGCAUCAACAUGGUGUAAAAAAUAUUGAAAGUGAGGUUAAAACUGUACUUCAACAGUAAGUUUAAUUAGGGAGAAGAUUCUGGACACAGUGGUCAUACAUGAUGCUUAACUGUAAAUUAGAUGUCAGGGGGAAAGUGAAAAAGAAAAAAAUGGUAGAUAUUUCCCUGCUUUGAAAACGGUGUGCUCCAAUGUCAUAAUAAAUCAUCAUCAAAUCAUGAUUUGUUUUAUACUUAAAUACUGGGAAUGUAAACUGCCAAAUGGUGAACACACAGUUUGUUUAAUUUUAAGUAUGCCAAUUAUAUGCUUAUUUUAAGCCAAUAAACAAACA
Messenger RNA from Melanotaenia boesemani (Boeseman's rainbowfish), 4300 nucleotides. It is a transcript of the gene chrm3a, whose product is annotated as cholinergic receptor, muscarinic 3a. Lineage: Eukaryota; Metazoa; Chordata; Actinopteri; Atheriniformes; Melanotaeniidae. The coding region runs from base 331 to 2361 and encodes 676 amino acids. The record is from RefSeq and is a predicted model, not a curated record. The transcript has 4 exons. Gene Ontology annotation, molecular function: G protein-coupled acetylcholine receptor activity. Gene Ontology annotation, biological process: adenylate cyclase-activating adrenergic receptor signaling pathway. Gene Ontology annotation, cellular component: plasma membrane.